Salvia hispanica is the source of this 696-nucleotide messenger RNA. NCBI's taxonomy places the organism in Eukaryota, Viridiplantae, Streptophyta, Magnoliopsida, Lamiales, Lamiaceae. The record is from RefSeq and is a predicted model, not a curated record.
AUGGAAGCAAAAACUCACCAUAUAAUGAUGUUUCCAUGGCUGGCAUUUGGCCACAUGUUACCCUUCUUUGAGUUAUCGAAGCAAUUCGCAGCAAAAGGGAUCUUUGUUUCAUAUGUUUCCACCCCACGAAACCUGCAGAGACUUCCUCCCAUCCCAUCAUCUUUAGCAGCCAAGAUGGAGCUUCUCGAGAUCCAAAUGCAGCCGGUUGACGGACUACCGGAGAAUUGUGAGGCCAGCAUAGAUAUCCAGCCUGCACAAAUGCCGUUCCUGAAGAAAGCAUACGACACGUUAGCUGAGCCAUUCGAGCAUCUGCUUCAGAAGGCAAUUCCAGAUCUGAUAGUUGUUGACUUUGCUGCAUACAGAAUUUCAGAAGUUGCUGUCAAGUACGGCGUAAGCACUGCGUUUUUCAGCGUUUCUUCAGCUUACAUGUUGGCCUACAUGGGGUCACCAGCAGAGCUCAAGGGUGGGAAGCAACUUCCCAGUCCAAAAAGCGACACCAAACCACACACGAAGGAGAAUGCAGAGGGAGUGUCCAGCGGCCAACGUAUAGGAAAGGUUAUCGAGGAAAGCAGCUUUAUUUUGGUGAGAAGCUGCGAGGACUUUGAGGGCAAGUACUUGAAUAUAAUUCGAGAACUAUAUAAGAAGCCAGUUUUACCUGUUGGCUUACUUCCUCCGAUUACUGAAGAGAGCGAGCAU